Molecule: messenger RNA, 1203 nt
Organism: Pseudopodoces humilis (Tibetan ground-tit)
Lineage: Eukaryota; Metazoa; Chordata; Aves; Passeriformes; Paridae
Product: magnesium transporter NIPA2-like
Biological process (GO): magnesium ion transport
Cellular component (GO): membrane
Molecular function (GO): magnesium ion transmembrane transporter activity
Source: RefSeq, a predicted model, not a curated record
UCCAGCCCCGCUCCUUCCCCGCUCCAGCUCCGCUCCUGUCCCGCUCCAGCUUCGCUUCGUCCCCGUUCCAGUCCCGUUCCUUCCCGUUCCGUCCCCCCUCCGCCGGCGAGGUGCCGGUGCCCAUGGGGGCCGGGUUCGGCGCGGGGCUGGGGCUGGCCCUGGCCUCCAGCGCCUUCAUCGGCGGCAGCUUCGUCCUGAAGAAGAAGGGGCUGCUCCGGCUGUGCGGCCGCGCCAGGGCAGGGCAAGGAGGGCACGCGUACCUGCGAGAGUGGCUUUGGUGGGCAGGGCUGCUGUGCAUGGGAGUUGGAGAAGCUGCAAAUUUUGCUGCCUAUGCCUUUGCCCCUGCAACACUGGUAACUCCACUGGGUGCUCUGAGUGUCCUUGUCAGUGCAGUUCUGUCUUCCAUCUUCCUGAAUGAGCAGCUGAAUGUUCAUGGGAAGAUUGGCUGUAUCCUGAGUAUCCUGGGCUCCACUGUGAUGGUGAUACAUGCUCCACAGGAAGAAGAGGUUUCCAGCCUGGAGUCAAUGGCAGAGAAACUGAAAGAUCCAGGAUUCAUUGUAUUUGCUCUGUGUGUCCUGGUGAGCUCCCUUCUGCUCAUCUUUGUGGCUGGGCCCCGUUAUGGACAGAGCAAUGUCCUGGUUUAUGUUCUGGUCUGCUCUGCCAUUGGCUCACUGUCCGUAUCCUGCGUCAAAGGCCUGGGGAUCGCCCUGAAGGAAUUGUUCUCUGGGAAGCCAGUCCUGAAGGAACCCCUGGGCUGGGUGCUCCUGGUGUGCCUGGUGAUCUGCAUCAGCAUCCAGAUCAACUAUCUGAACAAAGCCCUGGACAUUUUCAACACCUCAGUGGUCACACCCAUAUAUUAUGUGCUGUUCACCACAGCAGUCAUGAUGUGCUCAGCCAUCCUCUUCAAGGAGUGGCAGCACAUGGUACUGGACAACAUCAUCGGCUCCAUCAGCGGCUUCCUCACCAUUGUGUCCGGCAUCUUCCUCCUGCACGCCUUCAGGGACAUGCCCUUCACCCCCAACCUCCUGCCCCUGUUCCUGCAGCCAGGCAGGGCAGACCCACACCCAUCCUGGAGCAGUGCAGACAGACAUCAGUCCUGUCAGCACCAGCCUCUGCUGCCCUCGCAGGACAAGGGCUCUCAGAGUGCAGAGGAGGAGGAGGAGAAGUGAAAGCAGGUGAGGAAGCAUCUGAACUGCUCCCACU